Messenger RNA from Lindgomyces ingoldianus, 708 nucleotides. RefSeq lists its product as uncharacterized. Bases 1 to 708 code for a protein of 235 amino acids. Lineage: Eukaryota; Fungi; Ascomycota; Dothideomycetes; Pleosporales; Lindgomycetaceae. The record is from RefSeq and is a predicted model, not a curated record. The transcript is spliced from 8 exons.
AUGGUUUACUCGCUAGCUACAAUUAGGGAAUGGCUAUAUGAAUAUAUUGAACUAAACAUUCUGAAGAGCACGGUUUCCUGGGAUGAGUUUCCACGUUUCCACUCACAUUGCAGAUCAUUUGCUGGGCAGGGGCAAACACGGACCUGUAAAUGCUUAAAUCUCUCCACCAACAAUCUAAUGUAUUCUGAUUACCCUAGCUCUUUGAUUUUCGUCAAGCCUUUCCCUAUCUCUCAAUUCACCAUCGUCUCCCUCGGCCUUAGCCGAGACAGCUUUCCGUGCGUGCCUGGAUUGCGAUCUGACGACUUCAUUAAUCUCCCUCGGAGCGCCGGAAUCCCUGAUAGCUUCACUAUUAUGGAGGGGUCGAGCCACUUUAGCCGUUUAGGCAUCUUGCGAAAAGGUGGAAAGUGGGUUAUGACAUUACCAUACAAAGGCGUUCUUGAUGCAGGCAAAAUCAUGAAAGAAUGUUGGAGUUAUGGCCGUGUGGGCGGGCGAGAGUACGAGGUUGGUCUAGGAGGCCUGCCUCCCUCGCCAUCGUUCAAUUACCAAGUCGGAAUGCAACCUAAAUAUAUGGCUAGGAAAUCCUAUAAAGAGUAUGUCCUUUCUGGUGAAGCCUUCCACAUGGCAUCAUAUAAAUCAUUUUGCUUGAACAUGUCCUUGUAUGUGAUUUCAGAUGCAGCCUCACUUCCUCCCUCGCUGCAAUCUACCUAA